GGAAGAGCUGCCUUCCUGGGGACAGGAGCAGUGCAAGGACAUGGCAUGUGAAGCAAAGAAAGGGAAAAAGGGCUUCGUGUCUCCCAUCAAGCGGCUGGUUUUCCCGAAGGCGGCCCGCAGGCAGGCCCUCAAGAGCAGUCUGUGCCGCCGUCCUUUGCACUCCGUCCCACUGUACCCUCCAGACUAUCUCAUCGACCCUCAGAUCCUCCUCCAUGACUACGUGGAAAAGGAAGUGAAGUUUUUAGGUCACCUGACUUGGAUAACGGCUUCUUUGAAUCCUUCCAGUCGUGAUGAGCUGUUGCAGUUGCUGGACACCGCAAGGCAAUUAAAAGAGCUUCCUCUGAAGACGACCCCCGACCAGGACAGCAUCCUGAGCCUUUCGGCACGCUGCCUGCUUCUUACCUGGAGGGACAACGAGGAGCUCAUCUUGAGGAUCCCCACCCAUGAGAUUGCGGCUGCCUCCUACCUGCGGGAUGAUGCUCUGCACCUCCUGGUGCUCAAAACAGGCUUAGGUGUUGACCCGGUCCCUGCAGGGGGCAGCUUGGACAUUUACCCAGGAAGUGCACAAGAGAAGAUAUUCCCCGGGGGACCAGCUGAGAAGAGACCAAUGGAGCCCCGGCAGCUGGGGGGUACCAUGGAACGGCGCCACACCAUCUGCAGCCUGGACUGGAAAAUGGCCCGGAGUGGGGUGGAGGGGAGGCCGAGCGGGGGCGGGAGCCUGGAGAGGAAGCAAGGCACGGGCAGCUGGGAGAAGCGGCAGGGGCCCGCAGGCAGCAGGCCCUUUGGGAGCUGGGAGCGCAGGCAGACCUACAGUGGGAGCUGGGAGCGCCGCCCUGCAGGCAAAGCUGGGGGCAGCUGGGAGGGCAGAAACACUGGGAACAACCCCCUGGACCCCAAGGAGCCCAGCCCCGGAGCCUACUGCAACCUCAUCAUCCUGGCUGUGGCUAACAGAGACACAGCCGAGGAAUCAUGUGCUCUCAUCUGCCAGGUUUUCCAGAUCAUCUAUGGGGACCAAACCAUUGAGUGCGUGGACCGGGCUGGCUAUCACUACACAUCCACACCAAAGCGUCCUUGGCUAUCCAGCCGAAGUGAGAGCUGCCGGACGGAUGGGACGUAUGGCUACGACGCUGAUUUCAGCUGCUGUAGCUCUUUUGAUGGUUCCCACGACACCUUUGAAGCCUACUGCAGUGGUGCCUCCUCCCCCUCCUUUCAUCAGUCACAUCACAGCCUGGCUACGGCCUGCAGCGGGAGCGACCAGAGCGGGGCUGGCCUGGAGCAACUGCAGGACUACAUGAUCACGCUGAGAAACAAGUUGACCCCGCAGGAGAUCCAGCAGUUUGCGCUGUUGCUCAGGGAAUAUCGCAUGGGGCUAGCGGUGGAGGAAUACUGUGCUGGUCUUCUCCAACUCUAUGGAGAAAAGCGGAAGUUCCUUCUGUUGGGGAUGCGGCCGUUCAUUCCCGAUCAGGACAUUGGCUACUUUGAGAGCUUCCUGGAAAACAUUGGCAUCCGGGAAGGGGGCAUCCUGACCGACAGCUUUGGGCGCAUCAAGCGGAGCAUGAGCAACACCUCGGCCUCAGCCGUGCGCAGCUACGACAGCUGGUCCCUGCGCUCCGAGUCGGAGUCUUUCAAUCGCAUGAUCACAGACAUCACCCACGACAUUGAGGCCCUGGCGCACGACGAAGAGGAAGAGGAUGAUGAAGGCAACUAUCUCUGAGGAGGAGGCGCCGAGGCCUGGAAGGUGGAGGAGGCGAGCCAGGAACUUCGGAAAGCACCUAAUACUGAGUGAGACUCUUGGUCCAGCUUCUGCCUCGUUGGCUACACCAGACCAACACUUCUAUGCAGGUUCCAGGCAGGAACAUAGGAUACUGCCUUAUUCUGAGUUCAACCAUCUAGCUCAGUAAUGCCUACUCUGGCUGGCAGCAGCUCUCCAAGGUUUCAAGCAGGCGUCAUUCCUAGUCCUACCUGGAGAUUGAACCUGGGCCCUUCUGCAUGCAAAAUAGGUAUCCUGCCGCUGAGCCAUGGCCCUUCCCCAGCCUUUAUAUGGAGAGACAACUAAUACUGCUCCGAAUCCUUCUGCUAAGACAGACAAUACUGGAAGAGGAAUUGAGUCAGUGACAAUGAUGAGGGGAUUUCUGGGUCCCACAGCAGACACGAGUUGCCCUUUUCUCUCUUCUCUUCACAGUUGUGAAACUGAUCAGCAUGGGAACAUCCAGCAUUGGGAGGCAGUAUACCACUCAUAGAAUCCUAGAAUGAGUUGGAAGGGAUCUGUAAGGUCAUCUAGUCUGACCCCUUCCUCAAUGCAGGAAUCCAACUUGAAGCAUCCCCGAGAAGUGGCAGUCCAGCUGCCUCAAUAGUAUUUGCUGGGGGCCACGAGUGGGAGAGGGCUGGCAUGCUCAUGUCCUGCUUGUGAACUUCCUGGGGUGGGGUGGGGGCUCUGGCUGGCCACUGUGUGACACAGGAUGCUGGACUAAAUGGACGUUUGGUCUGAUCCAGCAGGGUCCUGCUCAUUCUCUGACCAUUCUCAAUUGCCCCUGAAAAAUCAGGUCCGCAGUCUUGGGGUGAUUCUUGAUUCCGAGCUGUCUAUGGAGGCCCAAGUUUCAUCGGUGUGCCGAGCAGCUUGGGGUUAACUGCGCCUCGUUCGAAGGCUGCAACCCUAUCUUCCUGUUCACCAGCUCCUUGUAGUGCACGCUCUGGUCACCUCUCGUUUAGACUACUGCAAUGCGCUCUACGUGGGGCUACCCUUGAAAACAGUCCGGAAACUACAGCUGGUACAAAAUACGGCGGCUCGUUUACUCACGAAUAGCCGCCGAUACGAUCAUAUUACUCCAAUGCUUUACAAUCUCCACUGGCUUCCAGUUAUUUUCCGGGCUCAAUUCAAGGUGUUGGUAUUAACCUUUAAAGCCCUAUACGGUUUAGGCCCAGUAUAUCUGACGGAGCGCCUCCACCGUCAUAAAUUGUGCCGCCCUACGAGAUCUGCCACACAGGACCUGCUCUGAGUCCCGCCAACUAAAGUGGCUAGGCUGGUGAAGACUCGGGAGAGAGCUUUCUCUGUGGCGGCCCCCUCGAUCUGGAACUCCCUCCCAAUAGAUCUUCGACAUGCCCCUUCCCUAGAAAUAUUUCGCCGGGGCCUGAAGACUUGGCUCUUUAACCAGGCCUUUACAGCCUCUGAGACUUCUAGGAUAAAUUAGCCUUGUAUUGAAAUGCUGAUAAUUUAUUAUACUGAACUUGUAUGUAAUGUAUUGACUAUAUUUUAUUUAUUGUAUUUUAUCAUAUUUUACUGUAAGCCGCCUAGAGUGGCCAUUGGCCAGAUAGGCGGCCUAUAAAUUAAAGUUUAUUAUUAUUAUUAUUAUCGUACCUGCCGCAGCCAUGGCUUGCUCUCUGCAGCUUACAUACUCCUGCUGCUCUCUCAGCUCCAGAAGAUGCCUCCGAGGAGGUCUUUGGGUUUACCUCCUGCAUUCUGGCUGGUAGAGCAGCCCACCUCCAAGCAAGGUUCAAUGGAGCAAGGCUGCCCUCUGCUGGUCUACUGGAGAACACAUGCAGUGGGAACGUAAAGCCCUUUAUUGGCAGCCCUUCCCCAACUCCCCCCCCCCCCCCGUGGACUACUUGAAAAUGGCUGAGGAUCUUGGCAGCACGUUACGGUUUUUCUGCCUGGUGUAGCAAUUGCACUGAGCUGUGCUAGGUGCUGUAUGAUUUAUAACUGCAUUCUAUUGCUUAUUUUAUUUCCUGUAUAUUGAAUUCAAAUUGUAAUACGAUAAAAAUGCAAUUUGAAAAACAAGAGAAGCGAUCAAUGUACAAUUACAAAAUCAAGGAGAAUGUGACGUGCCACGAACCAGCUGAAUGAAACUCAAGGACCAGAGUUUGAGAACUUCUGUCUUGAGGUGGAA
Rhineura floridana is the source of this 3884-nucleotide messenger RNA. RefSeq names its product CCM2 like scaffold protein (gene CCM2L). Gene Ontology annotation, biological process: heart morphogenesis. Lineage: Eukaryota; Metazoa; Chordata; Lepidosauria; Squamata; Rhineuridae. The transcript has 10 exons. Bases 41 to 1714 code for a protein of 557 amino acids. The record is from RefSeq and is a predicted model, not a curated record.